Molecule: messenger RNA, 1684 nt
Organism: Psammomys obesus (fat sand rat)
Lineage: Eukaryota; Metazoa; Chordata; Mammalia; Rodentia; Muridae
Gene: Zfyve19
Product: zinc finger FYVE-type containing 19
Exons: 11
Coding region: 184-1353 (389 amino acids)
Biological process (GO): abscission; mitotic cytokinesis checkpoint signaling
Cellular component (GO): midbody; cleavage furrow; centrosome
Molecular function (GO): phosphatidylinositol-3-phosphate binding; metal ion binding
Source: RefSeq, a predicted model, not a curated record
ACGACUCCCAGCAUUCCCCACUCCGCUGCCGCCGGGCGUAUUACUGAGUGGGGAGAGUCAGAAUUCCCCGCGCUGGGACGCAGUUGGACGGCAUAGGUGGGCGUGUAGGGCCUGGGCUGCACAGCCUGAGGGUCUGAGAGGCCUGUUGGUGAGAGGCUAUCCCGCCGAUCCUGCGGCGCCGAGAUGGAAAGCAGGUGCUACGGCUGCGCUGUCAAGUUCACCCUCUUCAAGAAGGAGUAUGGCUGUAAGAACUGUGGCCGGGCCUUCUGUAAUGGCUGUCUUAGCUUCACUGCUCUGGUUCCUCGGGCUGGCAACACUCAACAGAAAGUCUGCAAGCAGUGCCACACAGGCCUGACCAGAGGGUCUUCUGACAAUGCCUCCAAGUGGUCGCCGCCUCUGAACUAUAAGAAGCGUGUGGCAGCCUUGGAGGCCAAGAAAAAGCCCAGUACUUCUCAGAGCCAGGGCCUGACCCACCAAGACCAAGCCAUUGCUGAGCGCCUAGCCCGGCUCCGUCAGGAAAACAAACCCAAGUCAAUACCCUCCCAAGCAGAGAUAGAGGCACGGCUAGCUGCACUGAAGGAUGAAGUCCAGGGCCCCAUCCCUUCCACACAGGAGAUGGAGGAUCGGCUUGCAGCCUUACAGGGCAGAGUCCCACCUUCUCACACCGUGAGGCCGGCACACCAGGCACCCGAUGCCAGGACCCAGGCCCAGCAGACACAGGAUCUGCUGACACAGCUGGAAGCUGAGGUGGCUAUUGAUGAAAGCUGGGAACGAAGGGGCCCAGCGGCCCCCCUCCAGAAUGACCUCAACAAGGGAGGUACAAAGGACCAGAGCACAAAUUCCCAGGGGCAGGCCAGCCAGUCCCUGGAGGAAAAGAAGAGUAAGCUGCUGGCUGAGGCAGCAGUUGAGCUACGGGAGGAGAACAGCAGGCAGGAACGGAUCCUGGCUCUGGCCAAAAGGUUGGCUAUGCUGCAGGGACAGGACCCCAACAGAGUGACCCUCCAGGACUAUCGCCUCCCAGACAGUGAUGAGGAGGAGGAUGAAGAGACAGCCAUCCAGAGAGUCAUACAGCAGCUCACUGAGGAAGCUGCCCUGGAUGAGGCAAGCGGCUUUAACAUCCCUGUGGAACCAGCUCCCAGACCCAGGGCCCAACCCUGCAGCACAGAGACUGAGGCUGAGGAAGAAGAGCUCCCCUGGUGCUGUAUCUGCAAUGAGGAUGCUACGCUGCGCUGUGCUGGCUGUGAUGGAGACCUCUACUGUGCCUGGUGCUUCCGGGAGGGCCACGAUAAUUUCGAUCUUAAAGAGCAUCAGACUUCUGCCUACCACCCCCGACCUCCUGGCCGAGAACACUGAGGAACACCUGGAUGAUCCCCGGAGGUGGCAGUGCCACAGGCAGCCAGCAGGCUGGGGUAGCCAGCUGGGCCCAGUCUCAGGGCAUCAGUGGGAUAGCAGAUCCCACUCUUCUGAUGGAAAGCACACCCUUUUGGGAGCUUCAUUAUCCCUGGAAGGAAGAAGUCCACUGAAAGAUAAUGACUCUUAGAGAAGCCAGAUGAAAGGAGGAAUCAGGGCCCUUCUCUGAGAGGCUGGCUCACACUGAUAUUAUGGAAAAGACCAGACUGUACCUAGAAUGAGGCCCAGCCAUGGCCUAUACUGGAUCUAAUAAAAUAUGUUAUUGAGUCAUUAA